Messenger RNA from Coffea arabica (coffee), 1286 nucleotides. RefSeq lists its product as uncharacterized. The record is from RefSeq and is a predicted model, not a curated record. Lineage: Eukaryota; Viridiplantae; Streptophyta; Magnoliopsida; Gentianales; Rubiaceae.
UUAUCUUUCGGGGGCAAUUAUUACUGCAUAUCAAGUAUAACCAACAAAUAGACAAAUUCCUAAAACCCUGGCAAUUCUCCCCAGAGACUCUCGUUUCCAACUUUGAGAAAAGCAUACCUAGGGUUAUGAUAAUUUGGUUGAAUCGGUGAAAUGGUGACCCUUGAGGAAGUUCCCCCAGUUGAUUCUGAAGCCGGAGAGUCCGCUCAGUGUUGCACUGGCGCCGGUCAAGGAGCAAAUCUUUUAUCUUCAGCCGUUCCAUCAUGUUCGGAGCUUGGAAAUUCUGAAUCUUUAAUUGGGAUUCCUUCCUUAGUUUGUGCCACAAACUCCCAAUACAACACUUCUGAUGAAGAAGACAAUCGUCGUAAACUAGAUUUACCAUAUUCCAAGAUUGCCUCUCCCGUCCUGUCAUGGUGCAGGGAGGUGAAGUCGCUGAUUGCUACAAAUACAAUGGAUGGUCCUCAAACGCAGAGGUUGCUGGGGCAAGUUGCUAAGGAAAUGCUGAUUCAUGGUUUUGCUGGCUUUCACUUGUUAACCGAAAAUGGAAAUGCAGCCAGCAGGUCUUCCUUUACGGGGAACGCAAAGAUUUUCCAUGGUGAAAAGAUUGAAAUUACAGUUGACAUCAGUUCUCCUGCAAGUGCACAGCAAAAUAUUAACGAGAAUGGUGGUCAAUCUGAGCAAGCCAACAGUGGUCCCAAUGCCCCUAUUCGCAGCAGACGGGAGAGGGAGGAGAAUACCGGGGAGAGAAAAGUGUGUGUGGGUGUGCAGAUCCUGUGUGGAGCAGCUGGGAUUGCACUAGUUGUGGGGGUAAUAUGGAUGGGCUGCGAGGUGCACAGCUUAUUUAAAGCUGGGAAAGCAGUCUUAGGGUCUGGGAGAGCAGCAGUUGAUGGGUGGCUAGCCAAUGGCUGCCCACCAUUAGUCAAUAGCUUGGUAGAUUCUGUACAAUUUCGAAUGUUUGGCAGUCAAUAGCUUCGUAUGUCAAUAGCACGGUGGAUGCUUAUACAGUAUGGUAUGGUUGUCUUUACCCUUUUUGUGGUCAAAGACUGACACGAUGCAGAACGAAGUCAGUGAAUGAUGUCAUGCCAGUCCCGAAAAUGUGCAGAGCAACGUGGCUUUUUGGUCAAGAAAAUGUUAGAAAAAAAAACGUGGCUUUUUGGUUCUGUGACCAAAAAAGGACGGUGAAUUGUAGUAAAUCCCGUGAAGUUUUGGUAGAGUUGCACUUUGUCUCCCACAGUUUUUCCAUCAAAUACUCUUGACCCGUGGAUCUCGACCCAUUUUUCAUUCUUCCA